AUGUCUGCUACCAACGGUGUCAACGGCAACGGCAUUGCCAGCCGCAAGCACUACAAUGAGGGCAACUUCCUCUUCACCUCCGAGUCUGUUGGUGAGGGUCACCCCGACAAGAUCGCCGAUCAGGUCUCCGAUGCCAUCCUUGACGCCUGCCUGAGAGAGGACCCCCUCUCCAAGGUCGCUUGCGAGACCGCCACCAAGACCGGUAUGAUCAUGGUCUUCGGUGAGAUCACCACCAAGGCCAAGCUCGACUACCAGAAGGUUGUCCGUGACGCCGUCAAGGACAUCGGCUACGAUGACUCCGCCAAGGGUUUCGACUACAAGACCCUCAACCUGCUCGUCGCUAUUGAGCAGCAGUCCCCCGAUAUCGCCCAGGGUCUCCACUACGAGAAGGCCCUCGAGCAGCUCGGUGCCGGUGACCAGGGUAUCAUGUUCGGAUACGCCACCGACGAGACCCCUGAGCUCUUCCCCCUCACCCUUCUCUUCGCCCACAAGCUCAACGCUGCCAUGUCCGCUGCCCGCCGUGACGGCACCCUCCCCUGGCUCCGCCCCGACACCAAGACCCAGGUCACCAUCGAGUACAAGCACGACAACGGUGCCGUUGUUCCCCUGCGCGUCGACACCAUUGUCGUCUCUGCCCAGCACGCUGAGGACAUCACCACCGAGCAGCUCCGCAAGGAGAUCAAGGAGAAGAUCAUCAAGAAGGUCAUCCCUGAGAAGUACCUUGACGACAAGACCGUCUACCACAUCCAACCCUCUGGCCUCUUCAUCAUCGGUGGCCCCCAGGGUGACGCCGGUUUGACCGGUCGCAAGAUCAUUGUCGACACCUACGGUGGCUGGGGUGCUCACGGUGGUGGUGCCUUCUCCGGCAAGGAUUUCUCCAAGGUCGAUCGUUCCGCUGCCUACGUCGGUCGCUGGAUCGCCAAGUCCCUGGUCAACGCCGGCCUUGCCCGCCGUGCCCUUGUCCAGCUCUCAUACGCCAUUGGUGUCGCCGAGCCCCUUUCCAUCUACGUCGACACCUACGGCACCUCCGACAAGACCUCCGAUGAUCUCGUCAAGAUCAUCCGCGACAACUUUGACCUCCGCCCCGGUGUCAUUGUCCGCGAGCUCAGCCUGGACCGUCCCAUCUACCUCCAGACCGCCAAGAACGGUCACUUCGGUACCAACCAGACCUUCACCUGGGAGCAGCCCAAGACUCUCAAGUUCUAA
Molecule: messenger RNA, 1206 nt
Organism: Colletotrichum acutatum
Lineage: Eukaryota; Fungi; Ascomycota; Sordariomycetes; Glomerellales; Glomerellaceae
Product: S-adenosylmethionine synthetase
Exons: 3
Coding region: 1-1206 (401 amino acids)
Biological process (GO): S-adenosylmethionine biosynthetic process
Cellular component (GO): cytosol
Molecular function (GO): ATP binding; methionine adenosyltransferase activity
Source: RefSeq, a predicted model, not a curated record